AUCACCCAAAACAAUCAUAUAUAGAGCAAAUUAAUAUCACACUAUAGUGCCAAUAUGGCUCUUAAUCUCGCUAAACUUUCAAUCUCUUUCCUUUUAUUACUCCUUUUAGAAAAUCCAUUUUCCAUUGUUGAGUCAAGAACCAUAAAACCUUCCAAGGAUUCAUUCACCCAAAGUCUUCAAAACCUCAAAGGUGUUCAAAAGGGACAAACACAAAAAGGCAUUGGAGAACUCAAAAAUUACCUUAAAAGAUUUGGCUACCUAAAUGUUCAACAUGACGCUACUCCUUCCACUACUCUAAACGACCAUUUUGAUGAAAACUUGGAAUUUGCCCUCAAAGAUUUUCAAACAUACCAUCACCUACAUGUAACUGGUCGUGUAGACACUACAACCAUAAAAAUCUUGAGUCUUCCACGUUGUGGUGUCCCUGAUUUACCAAAACAUAGUCACAAACAAAAUGGUUUAGAGAUGUCUUCAAGCUAUGCCUUCUUCCAAGACUCACCAAAAUGGAGUGACACAAAAAGGAAUUUGAAAUACAUGUAUAAAUCAAGUGUUGAUGUGUUGAGUAUGGAUGUUGUGAGAAAAGUGUGUGAGAAUGCGUUUUUAAGUUGGUCGGAAGUUAGUGAUUUCACAUUUACGGAAGUUGGGGAUGAAGGCUCGGCCGAUAUAAAGAUCGGAUUUCACCGUGGUAAUCACGGUGAUGUUUACCCUUUUGAUGGGCCAGGAAAUGUUCUAGCUCAUACUUUUCCUCCAGAAGAUGGAAGACUCCACUUUGAUGGAGACGAAAACUGGACCAACAAUCCCACAAGUCUUGAGGAUAACUUUGGUCUUCAUGCUGGAUUGUUGGGGAAGGAAUCUAAUCCCUUCCAAAGACCAACGGCUACGACAAAACAAUUUGAUUUGGAAACUGUGGCUUUGCAUGAAAUGGGUCACCUUUUAGGGCUUGCACACAGUACUGACCAAAAUUCAGCUAUGUAUCCCUAUUGGGCAGGUGUAAGGAGAAAUCUAAACCAAGAUGAUGUGGAUGGAAUCACGGCUCUUUAUGUGCUUCAUCGUUAACUAGAAAUAGAAACUAAAAUCUUUGUUCCACACUUAAUUAAGUUAUGGGAAAGGGUUGUUAUAUACUUCCUCCGUCCCAAUAUAUAAGCAAAAAUUAGUUAACAUAAAUUGAUGUAUUUGAUACAAUUUUUGAACUAAAUACAUUAACUUUUGUUGACCAAUUUUUUGAAAGUUGGUUGCUAACUUGGUCGAAAGUUGGCGUGAAUUAGAUGUGUAAUUAUAGAUAAGACACUACACUCUAAUGGUUAUGAGCACGAUUGAGAUGAGUGAUUGUCUAGCUUAUAUUUUAUAGAAGCACUAAAAAAAAUCAAAGUAGUAUAAAUACAUUUUAAAACUAUGGAACAUUUGAAAAAUAAGAAAAAAAACAUUUUAAUGAGUAUA
Messenger RNA from Medicago truncatula (barrel medic), 1437 nucleotides. Its product is annotated as metalloendoproteinase 1. Gene Ontology annotation, biological process: collagen catabolic process; extracellular matrix organization; proteolysis. The transcript has 2 exons. The record is from RefSeq and is a predicted model, not a curated record. Bases 55 to 1056 code for a protein of 333 amino acids. Gene Ontology annotation, molecular function: zinc ion binding; metalloendopeptidase activity. NCBI's taxonomy places the organism in Eukaryota, Viridiplantae, Streptophyta, Magnoliopsida, Fabales, Fabaceae. Gene Ontology annotation, cellular component: extracellular matrix.